Molecule: messenger RNA, 421 nt
Organism: Caenorhabditis angaria
Lineage: Eukaryota; Metazoa; Nematoda; Chromadorea; Rhabditida; Rhabditidae
Source: the annotation of a GenBank genome assembly
AUGCGAUUCGUAAGUGAAACUCAGCCCUUUCUACUCAACACAACCUACUAAUUUCCAGGCAGAAUAUUUUCGUGUUCAGCACAGUUUGGUGAAUCGGCAAUUGUCGAAAAGUGAGUUUCGCGGCUGAAAUUCUGACUAAAAUAUGAAAUUCUAGAGAAACAUUGAUUUUUCAGAAUUUUCGGCGCAACAAAAACAGCAAUCAGCCAGGAAUUUGGGAUUGGUGCCAAAUACUGUGCAGGAGGUUAUUGUGUGGAUGUCGACUUCCAAAGAAUUCCCAAAGUUCAGGGUAGUGGUGAGAAAUUCCAAAAUUUCCCUUAGAAGCUCCUCAAAAACUUUUUUUCAGAAAGCCAAUGAUUUGCCGAAGAAGCCAGAAGAUCCUCUCAUCCAGCAAAAUCUGCGAAAAAUGCUCAAAAACCUGUAG